GCACACUCAGAAUAAUUUGCUUUUACCUUAUGCGGUCCAAUAGAGUUUAUGCCUUUUACAUGGCUGAUAUGUUCAUUCAUAUAUGCUAAGUUUACAAAAAAAAAAAGUAACGCACUUCUUUAGAAGAAACAUUUGGGACCAACUUAAUAUGUUCCUCUUCUGUCACAAUCUUUUUCCCCACAAGAAUUCAGUACAGUAAACAAAAAAAAAACAAAUCUCUAUAUAAAGCACACUGAAGAGAAGUGUACUUGCAUAAACGAAACAAAGAAGAAAGUAAGAAAGAAAAUGUCUGCCCAAAAAGCUGUCAAGAGUUCUCAUUUCGAGGCAGAAUCCAACAUGGAACAAGAUAUCGUUAGAAAAGCAUGGGUUUUCAAGCCAAGUGGUCUUAACUUCGUAUGGGGUGGUGACUCUCGGUACUGGGUCAUCCCUAAAGAAGACAGGACGCCUGCUGAACUAAAGAUGGUGAGUUGGUUAGAAGUAACCGGUUCGUUUGACAAGGUCGAACCAGGCAAAACGUACCGACUCGGUUUCAAAAUCUCCUUCACAGGUGAUGCAACCGGAUGGGACAAGGCUCCGGUUUUCAUGUCCGCCAAAGUUGGGAAGAAAGGGAAGACAAUCUGGAAGAGGAUCAAAUCUAUUAACACCAACUUCGAGAAGCUUAAAAGCGGGACAUCACCGGUUAACAUACCAGAUGAGACUGACGGAAGAUUCGAGAUCUUCGUCAGUCCCACGGAACCAAUAACACAAGACACCAAGCUUCAGUUUGGUUUGUAUGAAGUGUGGACCGGAAAAUGGAAGUCAGGUCUGUUGAUCUAUGACGCUUCUGUUCAAGAAGUGAACCAGAAAUUAUGAAAAUGUCACAAGAACCUUAUCAAAAUUUAUAAUAUAUAAUAUAUGUUUCCAUCAAUAAGAAUCAGUUUGUGCACAUGCA
Brassica rapa (field mustard) is the source of this 931-nucleotide messenger RNA. Its product is annotated as protein PHLOEM PROTEIN 2-LIKE A9. The record is from RefSeq and is a predicted model, not a curated record. Lineage: Eukaryota; Viridiplantae; Streptophyta; Magnoliopsida; Brassicales; Brassicaceae.